AUGCAGACUGCGCGCGCAGUGGGCUCUGCAUUCAGUUUCCGCUGGAUUCGAAGUCGCAGCGGACUUGGCCGUGGCGCCGUGUUGCCUGAUAUCCCGCAGAGCCGCUUCCGCGGGCAAACAUGGCAGCAAGAACGGCAGCCGCGCGCCUCCUCUCUUCUGCACAGGCUGAGACAUGCCGGUUUUUCUCCCACGAGAUCAUUUUCCGUGAAUAAAAGAGAAUUAGGAAGAGUGCAGCAGCCGCCAGAAAGCUCAGCAGCAACGCAACUGCAGCAGCAGCACACGGGGGCGUUCUUCUCAGCGAGCCGAAGUGGCCCUUCGGUGUUCAGCAGCAGCGUCUCGAGACGGCUGCAGGGCUCUUUAGGAAUUGGAAAUGAUGCUGCUGGGUACACCGGGGCCUGGAGGUGCUUCCCGCGUGCUGCAGCGGCAAGCCAGUUCUCGCCUGCGCAGUUCUACUCGACGGGCUCUUCAGUUCCCGACUUCUACUCCAUUCUCGGCGUGAAAAGAAAUGCCACUCAAGACGAACUCAAGAAAGCAUACCGGCAGACGGCGCUCCGGUGGCAUCCAGACAGGAACCCGAACAACAGGGAAGAAGCUGGAAAGCGGUUUCGAGAUGCGAGCGAGGCUUACGAAACUUUGUCGGAUCCGGCGAAGAGGGCGCAAGUCCGCGGGCGGCGCGGCGUGCGAUUUCGUGCAGGAAGCGCGUCCUUCGGCAACCUGACGGCCGAGGAAGCUGAACUUUUGUUUCGCAAAGUCUUCGGAGGCAUUUCUUUGGAACAAAUUCUGCAGCAGGCGCUGAACCAGAAAGCAGCUUUCCGCUGGGGAAACGGACUGCCGUACCAGCGGCACGACGUGUUCGAGCACCGGAUGGGCGCGCGCCCCUCGACGAGUUUGCUGGACGAUCACGAAAUUUACGAACUUUUGCGGGGAUUUUCGGGCAACUCUCCCCCAGUCGGAAGCCCCGCGCUGCAUGCGCUGUCCUCAGGAAGAGAACCCGAAGCCGCCACGCAAGUCAGCUACUUCACACGCAACGGGCGAGUUGUCGAGAGGCGCACAACUACGAGGCGCUUCCCAGGAGGCGGCAUUCAAACUGAGACUACGGAGCGGGACUUGGGGCCCGACGCGAGCGCAGGCGCUGACACUCCGAGGUCCGCGAGGGGCCCGCAAAGGCCGAGGCAGCCCAACGGCUCUUUCGACGAGUGGAUGCACACGGGCUCUCAGAACAGGCCGUUCGACAGAAGAGAAACUCAACUCGCGAGUCCGCUUCAGCAGGUGCUCUUAGUUGCUCGGGAAUACGCAAAGCUCACUUGGAAGCUUAUAAAGCUUUCUGCACUACGCGCUAUCGCGCGGGCAGUUGUCCGGUUCGUUACAAAUAUACUGACGCGCCGCCGCUAG
Messenger RNA from Eimeria tenella, 1392 nucleotides. RefSeq names its product DnaJ domain-containing protein, putative. Gene Ontology annotation, molecular function: protein-folding chaperone binding; protein folding chaperone. Gene Ontology annotation, cellular component: cytoplasm; nucleus. Lineage: Eukaryota; Apicomplexa; Conoidasida; Eucoccidiorida; Eimeriidae. The record is from RefSeq and is a predicted model, not a curated record. Bases 1 to 1392 code for a protein of 463 amino acids. The transcript has 5 exons.